AUGUACCUCACAGGCUCUUCUUACAGGCUGACGAUUCUUUUGGAUGAUGUAAGGUACACUGCCGAAUUAGAGAACUAUCAGUCUUUCGAAUUUAUGGACUACAGGCGAAAUAUUGAGUUAGGGAUUCUACAAGCGUAUGACGGCGACGAACAAUUUCAGGAGGUGCAAGUUCUCAGGUUUAGUUCUGGCUUUGAAAUGAAAGUAGUUUCAAGGAUACUUCUCAAGUUCAAAAACAAAACCAAGCAUUUGAAAGCUCUCGUAAAAAAGAUGAGCACACAGAAGUUUGGCCGAUUAAAAGUAUUCCCAGCAGUAGGAGACUGUGGUUGCUAUGAACAGGUCUUUGGGCCAACUCCUCUUCAUUUAACUUCUUACGGUAACCCAUACAACCCUGAUCCCGAUCACAAACAAGUGUCAUCCUGGCUUUGUUCCCCCGGGUGCAAUGUGACGUGUAGUCCAACCUGUACACCAAAUUGCUGCACGACGAUAACCUCGACCUCAGUAGCAUCAGUCGGAUAUUCUUUUGAAGCGUCCGCUAAAAACUUACCCUAUUCACCCCUGGCUCAAUGUACUGCGCCGUGUGGAGCAAUCUGUGCACCAUCUUGUACUCCUGCUUGUUGUUAUACGAUUUACCGUGCGCAGAGGCAACAGGACAUGUACAGGAAACGACAUCAAGUGCAGAAUAACAAGGACAGGAGGAAAUAUGAGGCUACUCUUUAUAGGAAUAAUCCAAAAAAUCAAAAGAAACAUAAGGAGUUGAAGAAAAAUCAGGCAAAUUAAUUGACAGAAAGGUUAAGGUUUCCUGAAAACUCAAACAUAGAAAUAACCGUUAUUCUUUGCGCCUUUUGAAGUUGAUUAGAGCCUUAACUAAGUGUAGAAUU
Molecule: messenger RNA, 878 nt
Organism: Pocillopora damicornis (cauliflower coral)
Lineage: Eukaryota; Metazoa; Cnidaria; Anthozoa; Scleractinia; Pocilloporidae
Source: RefSeq, a predicted model, not a curated record